CUUCAGCAUUCUGCACGUCUUGUUCAAUAGGAACCAAAGUUCUCCUACAACAAAUUGAUCUUAUCCCUUUUAUGGCAUUGUGAUAACUUGCUCUUUGUAUCUCCAGCGAUACAACGCAAUGCCGUCUGGCUCCACUUCGCUGCGACGCAUUGCGCAGCGAUCAAUCUCAGUCUCCUCACGAUGUCCCCGUCAAGCCUAUGCCUCACUGGCGACGGCGGCUUCAUCCUCACGAAGUUAUGACCCGACUCUCGAUUCCUCAAUACCGCAGGCCCCUCGACAUCUCCCCACGCAACCGCCUUCAUUCAAGCCCCCGGAGUUCCGCAAAUCGCAGCUGCUCCGGCAAUACAUCUCCCUCCUCAAAUCCUCUCAAGUGGUUCUUCUGUUCCAACACAAUAACUUGAAGGCAUCCGAAUGGGCCGCGAUACGACGGGAAUUGGCAGCGGCCCUCCUUGCCACGGACAAAGAUGCUGCGUCUAUCUCCCCCGAUACUCCUCCGGCCACCACGGCCGACUCCAUCAGGUUCAACGUCACGAAAACGCAUAUUCUCGAGAUUGCGCUUCAGCUCCUUGAGUACUACAAACCUCCACAGCUAUCGAGCAGCACGUCAACGUCGGCGCCUACCACACUUGCUGGCGAGGAACCGGCAUAUACCCAUUACCUCUCCGAAUACGCGCAGAGGUCCAUCCGAAAGACCCCCCCACAUCCAUUGAAGCCCCUCAUGAGCGGUCCGAUUGCGCUCCUUUCCUUCCCUUCCGUUUCCCCCGACCAUCUGGCGUCGGCGUUGCGAAUCCUAUCGCCCGACAAGCAAUUUCCCGCGCCCAGGAAACGCAUCAACCCCGAUUACCACGAACCGGCGGUGCAGAGUGGACUGCAAAAGUUGAUCUUGCUGGGAGCAAGGGUGCAGGAGACCCCGGAAUCGCAGGAGCGGCGCGAUGCGCGGUUUUUGGACAAUUGGGGGAUUCGAUGGAUCGCGGGAUUGAAUGGGCUUGGGGGGCUUCGUGGCGAGCUUGCCGCGUUGUUGAAUUAUUCGGGUAUGGGCCUGGUCGGUGCUCUUGAAGCGAACUCGUUGAAUUUGUGGAGGACCAUGGAAGGGCGCAAACAAAUGCUCGAGGAUGGCGAGAAAGGUGAGAAGAGCGAAUAGUUGGGGGGAGCAAUUGGCGAAAGCAGAAUGUGAAUGAAUACACCGUUAUCAAAAUGUACUAUAUGUGUCGAUAUUGUCCACGAAAUAAAGCAUUAGAGGCUUAUAAAGCGUGC
This is a messenger RNA of Eremomyces bilateralis CBS 781.70, 1254 nucleotides long. RefSeq lists its product as uncharacterized. Gene Ontology annotation, biological process: translation. Gene Ontology annotation, cellular component: mitochondrial large ribosomal subunit. Bases 119 to 1141 code for a protein of 340 amino acids. Gene Ontology annotation, molecular function: structural constituent of ribosome. NCBI's taxonomy places the organism in Eukaryota, Fungi, Ascomycota, Dothideomycetes, Eremomycetales, Eremomycetaceae. The record is from RefSeq and is a predicted model, not a curated record. The transcript has a single exon.